This is a messenger RNA of Tetrahymena thermophila SB210, 1119 nucleotides long. Its product is annotated as EPI21 protein. The record is from RefSeq and is a predicted model, not a curated record. The transcript has a single exon. NCBI's taxonomy places the organism in Eukaryota, Ciliophora, Oligohymenophorea, Hymenostomatida, Tetrahymenidae.
AUGAGUGAAUAUAGCUUUUUUGCUUAAUUAUAUGCAUAAAUGAAUGAAUAAAAUUUAUAGAAUUCAUGGAUAGAUUAUGGAUUGGCUGAAGAAAAUAAAAUUUAUUUCUGCUAAUUGAAAGGUUUCAAAAAGGAAGAGAUAUCUGAGUACUUUAUAUAAUAAAUAUUAAUUAAUAAAUAAAAAAUCUUUCGUAAAGAAAAAGAAAACUUCAAAGAAGAAACAAACAAUCUCUAACUUUUAGCAAAUAUAACUAAGAUGUCUGACCAACCUGAACAAGCCCAACAACAAGCUAACUUAUAACAAUAAUAACAACCCCCCGUAUAGACUUAGGUUUUGCAAUAUCCUUUCUAAUACGUCCAAUAACCUUUGGUAUAAUCUUAAGUUGUUGCUCAACCCAUCUACACCAAUGGUCAAGUUCCUACUACUCAAUUCUUAGGAUCUACUUUGAUUUAGGGCGCUACCUAAUAAGUCAGUGCUGGCACCGUCCUCCACUAAUCUGGUGUCCAAGUUUCUGGCGUUCCCGUCUAAACUACCCUCUAAAGAGAAGUCGUUAAGGGUGAAUCUAGAAUCGAAUAUAUCCCUUACGAAAAGACUGUCAUUGAAUACGAAGCUGUCCAAAGAAUCGAAUACGUCCCCAAGGAAAAGAAGGUCACCGAUUACUACGCUGUUGAAUAUCAAACUGAAUACAUUCCUCAAGUUUACUAAGACAGAUAUAUUGAAUACGUUCCCACCGAAAGAGUUCAAGAAAGAGUUGAAUAUCAAGCCAUUGAAAAGCAAGUUGUCCACUAACCCGCUCAAGAAGUAUCUUAAGUUUACGUUUCUUAAGUCCCCGUGAGCUCUGUCUCUCAAGUCCCUGUUGCUCAACAAUUAACUUCUUCUCAAGUUCACGUUCUCCCUCCUACCCAAACUGUCAUUAGUGGUGGUCAAUAAGUUGCUUAUCAAAACUAAUCUUUUGCUUAUGCUCCCGUCCAACAAAGCGUUGUUUACACUACCCCCGCUCAACUCGGAUAAAGCGUUUACAGAGGUCCCACUGUCCUCACCAACAGCAUCGCCUAAAAGCCUGUUUAAUAGAAUGCUAAGAAGGAAGAAAAGACUUUCCUUGAAAGAAUCUUCGAGUGA